This is a messenger RNA of Wallemia ichthyophaga EXF-994, 1803 nucleotides long. RefSeq lists its product as uncharacterized. The coding region runs from base 1 to 1803 and encodes 600 amino acids. The transcript is spliced from 2 exons. The record is from RefSeq and is a predicted model, not a curated record. Lineage: Eukaryota; Fungi; Basidiomycota; Wallemiomycetes; Wallemiales; Wallemiaceae.
AUGACGGAUGUAGUUCUCCCAGCCAAGAUACCAACGUUUAGUUCUUUGUUCACUAAAUACGCUCCACACAAGUCCAGGCUGGUUGGCAGUCAAGGCCACACACACAGCCACAGCCAAAGCCACAGCACACAAAACCCCUCUUUCAACCUCAUGAAACUCCCAAAUGAGCUCGUUGAACUCAUCACCGACGAACUCAGCUUCAACAAAAAGCUCCUCACUAGCUGCCUAAAUCGCAGGCUUCGUCUUAUCACAAUGAAGAAAAUUUUCAACUGUAUGAAGCUCACUCACCCAAUCGAUUCCAGGAGGCUGGAUGUCAUUGGUCGCUGCGUAAAACAUCUCACAAUCACGUACAAUCCCCCAAGUCUAUUUUCUCUUUCAAAUCUAAAAUCCAUUCAAUAUGUCUCAAAUGAUCCCCUUUCAGCUGAGACGUUGACGCAAUUCUCUUGCGUCCCCAAGCUACACUCACUCACACUGGAUGUGACCAUUCUACAGCCCUCAUCCACUCUCCCCAACAACCUCAAACAUCUUAAACUGUCCUUCAGAGACGACAAGGAUGUCCACGGCAACGAUCCUCCACACAACAUGGAAAUCUUCUCUGAGGACCAGAUCUGGCAUUCUAUAGUCCUCAUGUCCAAACUAGUUGAGGCUAAUGCUGCGACCCUGGAAAAACUUCACCUCAAACUACUUCUCCCCAUUCACACUCUAUCUAGUUGCUUAUGGCCAUGUUUGAAGGAGCUGACUUUGGUGAGAAGUUUCCCUAAUCCCAGUUUCGAGCCCUUCCUCGCCAAUGCACCACGGCUAGAGACGCUGCUGAUACACGGCCGGCCGAACAACCAGUACUGGAUAGGCCAAUUGCCGAAUGCAAUUAAUGCACCUGGUAAACUUCUCAACUCACUCAAACAUCUCACGCUCGCAGCGACGCCGAUAGCUGGUGAUAAUCUGUUCGCGCAUCUCAACACGAACCUGCACUCAUUCACCAUCGAAGACCAGCUCAGCACUCGGUCUGCGUAUUUAGUGGUGCACAGUCUCGCUACUAUCCAGUUGCACGUGCUGCGAGUGGAGCCGCUCGCCACCACCCUUGACUGGCUCAUGACGGUCGCCGACACAUUGCCAACUUUGCGUGAACUCCACUGCCGCUACUCGCGUCUGAGGAAGCUACCUAGUCAAUCGCUGAGUAUGUUCGUGGAGAUUCUCGCUAAGAUGACCCACCUCCGUCAUCUCAGCCUUGGCUGGGACCUCGAUGACGAGUGUGGCGACGCACACACAUCCGUCGAGCAUGAGAUGACUAUUAAGCAAAAUGAGUUCUAUCACAACUUGGCUUUCUUGAGUAGUAUCAAUAGCAGCGGAAGUGGAAGUGGAAGUGGCAAGGGUGUGCAGCCAAUGGAGCAGGUCGAUUCGUCAAGCACUACACAGACACAAUCGCAAUCCCAAUCACAGUCGCAAUUUAGCACAGAAUCGCCCCACUCCGCUUGCACUGAAAUCACGACGCCAGUUUCCGAAAUGAGCUCGCCCGGUGUGGCACUCUCGCCGAGCGCAGGUACAGGCACACCAACGAGCACGGUCGACAGCAUGCGCGACGAUCUGCGCAGACAGUGGAACAGGAGGAGCAAUGCGCGUUACUGGACUUUUGCAGAAAGUGUGAGCAAGCGCAUUCCAGCGCUGGAGACACUUAACGUCAAGCGAUACAACGUUUUGGGUGAGCGCGAAGAAAUCACCUUCCAUCUCGCUGCAGGUAGAGUGAGGGCAGGCCGAUGGGCAUCGGAGACUGCCUUCCCUACCACUUCACACGCAUUCUUGCUGUGA